AUGAUGAAUUGUAGGACAUUCAUAGUUAUGAAGGUGAGAAGGAGGUUUAGAUGUUCGGUGGAGCGGCGAGGUGGAGGUUGUUGUGAGAGGAAAGGUAGAGGUGGAGAUGUUGGGAUGGAGUUGGGUGGUGAUGGGGGAGGGGUGGUAACGGAGUCGGAGGGAGGGGUAGGAUGUAUGAGGGGCGGAAUGGGAGUGGGGAUGGUGGUCUCUGGUGGUGAAUGUUGA
This is a messenger RNA of Dovyalis caffra, 225 nucleotides long. Lineage: Eukaryota; Viridiplantae; Streptophyta; Magnoliopsida; Malpighiales; Salicaceae. The record is from the annotation of a GenBank genome assembly.